GGGAGUGGGACCCAUAUGCAUUCAACAGCCCAGAUUCACCCACGCCAUCUAGCAAAUAUAAAGCAACUCCGAGUCAACCCCCCACACCCACACCCAAAUCUCUGUUCUAGGGUUUCUCUCUUCGACUCUAACCCAGAGAUGCCUUAUUCAAGGGAAGGAAGAUCUGUUUCACCUGCCAACUCGGGUUCACCCAUUCGGGGGCGACGAUCAAGGUCAAGGUCGAGGUCAAGGUCAUUGUCGAGGUCUAGGAGGAGUCGCUCGAGGAGCCGCGACUCGGUAGAUGCUGUUAACCCGGGAAAUAACUUGUAUGUGACGGGUUUGUCAACAAGAGUUAAUGCCAGUGAUCUUGAGAAGUAUUUUAACAGUGAAGGGAAGGUUGUUGAGUGCCAUCUGGUAACAGAUCCUCGCACCAGAGAAUCCCGUGGAUUUGGUUUUGUCACUAUGGAGACUGUUGAGGAUGCAGACCGCUGUAUUAAAUAUCUUAAUCGUUCUGUGCUUGAAGGUCGCCUCAUCACUGUGGAAAAGGCAAAACGAAGGCGUGGGAGGACCCCAACCCCAGGAAGGUAUCAUGGGCUGAGGGAGAGGCGAGGACGAGGUGGCCGCAGAAGGUCUCGGAGCUACUCCCCUCGCCGCUGGCAAGAUAGAGACUCUUAUGCAAGAGACAGGCGUGGAAGAUCUCGCUCCCCAUAUGGCAGAAGGUCCGAUGACUACUCCGACUCCAAUAGGAGGCGCAGGGAGCGUUCAUUGUCAGGGGCAGGCAGGGACUACCCUUGAAUCAAUCAAAAUCCGGCCCCAAGUUCUAUUUUCUUUUGAUUUGCCCCUUUUGAUCAACUCUUGUGCGAAUCUUUUUUCCCCAAGUCUGGAGUUACAGUUACUGUUUCCAUUGCGCAUUGUAUCUUAAUGCAUUUCAUUAUCAUAUAACUCCAUUGGAUGCUUUCCAGGCC
Messenger RNA from Vitis riparia (riverbank grape), 944 nucleotides. RefSeq names its product serine/arginine-rich splicing factor SR45a-like. Gene Ontology annotation, cellular component: spliceosomal complex. Bases 16 to 774 code for a protein of 252 amino acids. Gene Ontology annotation, biological process: positive regulation of mRNA splicing, via spliceosome. Gene Ontology annotation, molecular function: RNA binding. Lineage: Eukaryota; Viridiplantae; Streptophyta; Magnoliopsida; Vitales; Vitaceae. The record is from RefSeq and is a predicted model, not a curated record. The transcript has 7 exons.